Messenger RNA from Ochotona curzoniae (black-lipped pika), 1867 nucleotides. RefSeq names its product adherens junctions associated protein 1 (gene AJAP1). The transcript has 6 exons. The record is from RefSeq and is a predicted model, not a curated record. Gene Ontology annotation, cellular component: plasma membrane; cell-cell contact zone; cytoplasmic side of plasma membrane. The coding region runs from base 1 to 1698 and encodes 565 amino acids. NCBI's taxonomy places the organism in Eukaryota, Metazoa, Chordata, Mammalia, Lagomorpha, Ochotonidae. Gene Ontology annotation, molecular function: beta-catenin binding.
AUGAAGGGACCCCGUGCUCCCUGGCGCUCGCGAGCCGCCAGCGGGGUGCGCCGGGGCCGGGGCCCUCCCGGAGCUCCCGAAUCCGCGAUCCCGCCGGGAGCGGCGGGUUCUCCUGGGCUCCGCGCGUCCGAGAUUAAGGCAGGGGCGCCCGCCCCAGCAACCGGGGCAGCGGGGCCGGCCGGGCGCGCCCGCGGCUCCCGGCGCCAGCAGCGCAGUGUCCUGGCCGGCCGCCCCAGCGCGCCUCCACCCCUGGUCCCGGGCGAGGCGAGGCGCGGGCAGUUGGGCGCGGCGGGCGCGGGGCUCCGGGAUGGAGGUGGCCUUGCUCCCGGCACCUCGGAGGCCCGCAUGCCCCGGAUCAAGACGCGUGCAGGCUCACUGUCGUCACCACUGUCCCAUGACAUGGCAGCAGGACCUCAAGCCACCACACUGCAGGAAGGAGAGGCAGGAAAAGGCACCCGGAAGGAAGAGACGAAACUUCCUGAUUUGGGCUGGUGCUCCAUGUCCAUCCGCCGGUCCCUGGGAAGCCACGCGUGGAUUCUGAUGGCCGUCCUGCAGCUCGCUGUGGAUCUCUCAUGCUGCGAGUCACGGGGCCCUGGCCCUGACUUCCGGCUGCUUCCCCGGCCGCCACCCCGGCCACCUCGGCUGUGGAGUUUGAAAAGCGGACAGCCGGCCAGGCCCGCCGCCACCCAGGUGUGGAGCCCCCGGCCAGCCCGCGGGGAGCGCCUGCACGGGCUCAUGCAGGCUGCCCGUGCCAAGCGGGCCCACAGGCCCAGGGACCAGGCGGCUGCCCUCGUGCCCAAAGCGGGGCUCGCCAAGCCCCCAGCCGCCGGCCGUUCCAGCCCCUCACUCGCCUCCCCUGCCUCAGCCUCGGCCCCAGCGGCUGCAGCCGGCAGCAGCGCAGAGCGGAACAGCCUCCUGGGCAGGGCCAAGAGGCAGGUGCAGAGGCAGGGCUUCAACAACUUUGACUUCCGGGGCAGCCGGCCCACCACAGAGCCCGAAUUCAUUGCCUGGGGCCCCACGGGGGACGAGGAGGCCCUGGAGUCGAACACCUUUCCGGGCCUCUUUGGCCCCACCACAGUCUCUGUCUUGCAAACACAGAAGACGACAGCGGCUGCCACCACCACUGUCACCACCACCACGGCCACCUCGUUGACACUACAGACUAAGGGGAUAACCGAGCCCCUGGAUCCCGGGAAAAGGAUCCCCUUCGGGCUUAGCACAACGGAGCUUCCUACCAGUCCUGGCAACAACGGCAAAGACAUCCAGACACCUCGGAUCCUGGGGGACACGUCAGGUCUGGCCGUGCACCAGAUCGUCACGAUCACCGUCUCGCUCAUCAUGGUCAUCGCUGCUCUCAUCACAACUCUUGUCUUAAAAAACUGCUGUGCCCAGAGCGGGCGCGCGCGUCGGAGCAGCCACCAGCGCAAGGUCAACCAGCAGGAAGAGAGCUGCCAGAACCUGACGGAUUUCCCAGCGGCGCGCGUGCCCAGCACGGUGGACGUCUUCACGGCCUACAACGAGACCCUGCAGUGCUCGCAUGAGUGUGUGCGGGCGCCCGUGCCCGUGUACACGGACGAGACGCUGCACUCGGCGGGGGAGUUCAAGUCCACGUUUAACGGAAACCGACCCUCCUCUUCUGACCGGCAUCUCAUUCCUGUGGCCUUCGUGUCUGAGAAAUGGUUUGAAAUCUCCUGCUGACUGCCCGCGUCUUCUUUACCUCCGGGGAGCAGGGCAGAGGCCGUGUCUCUGCUUCACGGUACGUACCACCUUUGGAGGCGAGAGUCCGCCCUCCCCGCCCCGCUUUCCCACACCCACGCGUGCGGACAAGGGGGCCCUGCUGGCCGAGUGACCCUUCGACCUUGCCCCA